Fraxinus pennsylvanica is the source of this 741-nucleotide messenger RNA. Lineage: Eukaryota; Viridiplantae; Streptophyta; Magnoliopsida; Lamiales; Oleaceae. The record is from the annotation of a GenBank genome assembly.
AUGAACGAGAAAUUGAUACUUGAUGAGCUUAAAGAUUGUCCAGAAAUCAUUAGUUGCUUUGGGGAAAAGAUUGCAGAUUUUGGCUUGGCGAAGAGAGUUGGAAGAGAGAAUAGUCCGUCUCUGGUGAUCAGAGGUUUCCAGCAGUGGCGACGGAGGAGUAUUAGCUCUUGUCGUUAUCAUCUUCGAUUGGGAAGAACAGUGAUGAGUCACACGUCGAGGGGAAGAGAUAUUGGUAAGCCUGAUGAUGCAUACACCAGGAAGCAAAAGAAUUUGCUUGCCUACAAUAACUUUUGGGACAUGAAUCGUAAUAGUACUUUAAGAAGUAACAAUGGUGGGAUAUCAAAAAGACCUGCCAACUCUAGAAGUGGAUUAACUCAGGCAGAAAACAUGAGCCAUUCUGAGAGCAAUAACAGCGUAAUUUAUAUCUCAAAGUCGUCAUCACCUGGUUGCUGCCCUGUCAUCGCCACCACUCACCUGUCUUCCAUUAAAGAUAUUGGUAAGCCUGAUGAUGCAUACACCAGGAAGCAAAAGAAUUUGCUUGCCUACAAUAACUUUUGGGACAUGAAUCGUAAUAGUACUUUAAGAAGUAACAAUGGUGGGAUAUCAAAAAGACCUGCCAACUCUAGAAGUGGAUUAACUCAGGCAGAAAACAUGAGCCAUUCUGAGAGCAAUAACAGCGUCAUUUAUAUCUCAAAGUCGUCAUCACCUGGUUGCUGCCCUGUCAUCGCCACCACUCAGUGA